CGCAUCGGUUCGGUCUUCCUCAAGGAGCAGCAGCUCACGGAUCAGCGCACAGACCGUGAUCCUUGGAUGCUCCAUAUUUAAAUUAGAAUGGAUUUAAACUUCACGCUCUCGGAGCGCAGCCUGGCCGGCUUUGGCACGCUGGCGCAGCGGCUGUUUGGGAACAAGUCGCUGUCUCCCGUUGGGAACGAGACGGGCGCUCCCAGAACCGAGGAAGACGACCUGGAAGUGAACACCGACAUCUACUCCAAGGUGAUAGUCACCGUUAUCUACGCGGCUCUUUUUGCCGUCGGCUCUCUGGGGAACUCCAUCACCCUGUACACCCUGCUGACCAAAAAGAGCCUGCAGAACCUCCAGAGCACCGUGAACUACCACCUGGCCAGCCUGGCCGUGUCCGACCUGCUCAUCCUCGUCCUCUCCAUGCCCAUCGAGCUCUACAAUUUCAUCUGGUUUCACCAUCCGUGGAUGUUCGGGGACGCCGUGUGCAGGGGCUACUACUUCCUGCGGGACAGCUGCUCCUACGCCACCGCGCUCAACAUCGCCAGCCUGAGCGUGGAGCGCUACAUGGCCAUCUGCCACCCGUUCAAAGCGAAGAGCAUCAUGUCCCGGAGCCGCACUAAGAAGCUUAUCAGCGCCAUGUGGAUCGCGUCCUUCGCGCUCGCCACUCCGAUGCUCUUCAUCAUGGGCCAAAUGACCCGCAACGGGGAGAAGAUCUGCACCACCAUCGUUUCCGCUGUCACCAUGAAGACCGUGCUGCAGGUAAAUGCAUUCCUGUCCUUUGUGCUGCCGAUGGUUGCCAUUUCCGUGCUCAAUGGGGUCAUAGCCAGUCAGCUGCUGCGGAUGUUCCAGGAAGCUGAGCAAGACAACCGCAUGUCCAUCACCAGAGGAAACCCCACCAUGCUGAACAUCAUAGUGGAGUCCAACCGCGCUCAGUCGCUUCGCCAUGGAGUUCUCGUCCUCCGAGCCGUGGUCAUUGCCUUUGUGGUCUGCUGGCUGCCCUAUCACGCUCGUCGUCUCAUGUUUUGCUACGUCUCCGACUGGUCAGACAACAUGUACGACUUCUACCACUACUUCUACAUGGUGACCAACGUGCUGUUCUACAUCAGCUCGGCCAUCAACCCCGUCCUCUACAACCUGGUGUCCGCUACCUACCGCCAGAUCUUCUUCACCACGCUGCGCUACUUCUUCAUGCCCUGCCGCCACACACCCAGGAAGCAGCCGCACCCCCUGACCCGCCACUCCAUCAGCAUUUCCAGCAACCACACUUUCUCCACCAACAUGAUCAAAGAAACAACGUACUGACAACACGGAACUGUUCGCUGCUGCGUUGCGGCUCCAGAAGGAAACCUCUGUUAGACGUUGGGUCGCGGUGCUCUUCGUGGAACUGUGGUGAUCAUCAUUUGUCCUGGUAAACCAAGUGCCCACCCAGAGACCACUGUCAUUUGACUGCAACUGCACAAUGUCUUGUGACUUCAUCCAGCAUUGCAUGAAGUUGUGCCAAAAACCAUGAUAGCAUAAAACUUGAAGAAGGAACAAGAGAUACUAACUGGUUCAGUCAUUUGUGAACAUUUUGUUUCUUAUGAUGUUAUGAUGUAUGAACUUCACAGACUUUGUAAUACUUUGGCAAUACUGUCAGUGCCACGGCAGCACAUGGUGUAACCAUCAUCUGUGAGCAUCUGUGGGUAAACCUGACUUUGAUGUUAGAUGAAGAUAAGCAGGGUAAAGGACGUAAAGUCUGUGGAGGAAAACCCCUUUCAUCAUAGGCUCUUUACCCGUCCUGCAUGUCUUGGUUUUGGUCAAGCAAAACUCUGUUGCCCAGCUUUCAGCCUGCAGGAGGUCCUUGUUGUACAGCUCACCCUCUGAUUUCCAGCAGGGUUUUGUAAAUACCCUCACAGGGAGAAUGUUCAUUUCUGACAUUUUUCAGUAGUCAUAGCAAAAACCUGUGAAAGCAUAGCCAGAACAAAAGAGGCUGUGACUGAUUGUUGUAUUUGUGCAUAGCUAUGUCAGAAAUUAUACACUCUGGAAAUA
Messenger RNA from Poeciliopsis prolifica (blackstripe livebearer), 2025 nucleotides. It is a transcript of the gene ntsr1, whose product is annotated as neurotensin receptor 1 (high affinity). Bases 88 to 1299 code for a protein of 403 amino acids. The transcript is spliced from 4 exons. Gene Ontology annotation, cellular component: plasma membrane. Lineage: Eukaryota; Metazoa; Chordata; Actinopteri; Cyprinodontiformes; Poeciliidae. Gene Ontology annotation, molecular function: G protein-coupled neurotensin receptor activity. Gene Ontology annotation, biological process: neuropeptide signaling pathway. The record is from RefSeq and is a predicted model, not a curated record.